GUUCAGUUUCGACUGUGAAUAUGUCAACGCGUCGUCAUUUCGGGAUUGUCCUACUCUUAUGUAGCAUGAGUUUGGGCUACAACUACAGGCUCGUAGAAAACCCCGUAAAUUUUAAGACUUGUCCAGCGCGAAAUAAGGAAAUACCAUUCGAGGAGCCACGUUUGAAUAGUCAGCCACGAACCUUUUAUAACGUCCACGAUAUCCCCAGCAGACAUCUCAUCAACUCCAAUGAAAACGAAGUAAAAUCUGAAAACUGGUUCUUGAGGAUUUUCAACAUAAAAACCUUAAGCCGUGAGAUCCCAGGAAACGACGAGAAUCAGCAUGCGGAUGGAUUUGCAAAGCUCCUUCUUGAUUUCUUUAAGCCAAGCCCUAUGAUGGUGGAUCCUUUACAGCAACAUAAAAACCAACCAAAAAUCCUUUUCAUAUUAAAGAAAAAUCCCCUACCAGAAGAACACCACAUAGUAAAAAGGGAUCCCAUACCAUACAAUUUCAUGUGAUCAACCCAAAGCUUCAUAAAUUGUUAUUUCAGAUUUUUCAUUAGCAUUUCUCAGCAUACGUUACCGCACCCACGUCAUAUCCAUCUCACAUAGUUAUUAAGAUCUAUUACCCCUAAUUAGGAAAACUUUGUAAGAACACAUGUUCCCAGAGACGUGGCAAUAAAUUAAAUCAUUUUCCACUGUA
Messenger RNA from Drosophila biarmipes, 681 nucleotides. RefSeq lists its product as uncharacterized. Lineage: Eukaryota; Metazoa; Arthropoda; Insecta; Diptera; Drosophilidae. The transcript has a single exon. Bases 21 to 497 code for a protein of 158 amino acids. The record is from RefSeq and is a predicted model, not a curated record.